Messenger RNA from Paracoccidioides lutzii Pb01, 609 nucleotides. RefSeq lists its product as hypothetical. The record is from RefSeq and is a predicted model, not a curated record. Bases 1 to 609 code for a protein of 202 amino acids. The transcript is spliced from 2 exons.
AUGGAUAGAUUCCAGCAUCUUCAGAAAACGCCUCGUCUCCUCACUUCAACACCGGGAACCACCCGCAAAACGGCAGCCGAUCGCCAUGCAACACACGAAUGCAACAUCGAGCCAGGGUUCCUCCGGACCACACCGUUGAUCAGGCCUGAGUUAAGGACCGUUGAGAGUUCACCAUCGAGCACACCCGGAAAUGAGCGAGACAAGCUUGCGUUAUCUACGAGGAUAAACACAAACCGGUCAUGGGGACGAGGCCCCGUCUCAUCGUCACACGAUCACUGCGCCCCUAAUAUUCCCUCGCCCCCUCAGCUGCAAACAACUCAGCGUCAGGUUUGCCGACAUCCCUCGCAAAUCAAAAUAAAUCGUGGCCUGGGCGUGGCAGGCAGUGCGGAGACGGGAUACCGCGCUUGGAUACAAGGAUCCACGAGCAACAUUUCAAGAGGAGCCAAUGCAACUAUCGAUACCAGCCGGAGCCUCGGCGAAGGCGGCAUUUUGCGUCCACACCCCUCCCAAAUCAGCUCGCAGCGUUUUGUCGCAUUCCUCGUAAUCUCGCUACGUCGCAGGGAAAGGGGGCUGGUCGGAUCCACGUAUUCUCGGGUUUCGCCGGCAUGA